Erinaceus europaeus (western European hedgehog) is the source of this 2543-nucleotide messenger RNA. It is a transcript of the gene C7H12orf56, whose product is annotated as chromosome 7 C12orf56 homolog. The coding region runs from base 364 to 2283 and encodes 639 amino acids. NCBI's taxonomy places the organism in Eukaryota, Metazoa, Chordata, Mammalia, Eulipotyphla, Erinaceidae. The transcript is spliced from 14 exons. The record is from RefSeq and is a predicted model, not a curated record.
UUAAUGUUAAACAAGUGCCUUCAUCAUCAAAAGUGCAUUUACGAAGGGUUUCUUGUCGGAUAGAUCAGUCAAUGCAGUUUAUAAAGAAUGGCGUUGUCAACAGUGACUGGAGUAGGCGAAAGUGGGGUCCUUCGAGAACAGAGUAGGAUGCGUCCCUAAAUUGCCUCCCUGCUGCCCAGCAGAAGGUUGCUCUGUGGAGGAUACGGAGAAGACCGGAGCCUCGCCACGCCCGCUGCUGUCAGGCUGGCCCAGAACAGAGAGGCGGAGCGGGCGGAGGGCUGCAGGGAGCCUGACUCCUGCCCAGUUGGGGGCUCUGCUCCCCGCGCCCGCGGCGAGGCGGGUGGCUUUGCUGGGGGCUGCCCUAUGGUGCGCUCGGGGUGUCCGCGCUCCCGCACUCCGCCCGGCACCCGCAUGGCCCGCCCAGCGCACUCCGGAUUCCCGGAGCGCACAAAUAGCCGCCUGGACGCCUUUCUGCGGAGGCACCUGUCACCCAAGGUCUAUGACGCUGUCCGCGCCUACGAGCCUUGCAUCGUGGCGUCCGACUCGGAGAAGCUCACUUUGAAAUACGUGGUGCUCAGCGACCGGCUCAUCUAUCUGACCGAGAACCCGCCCAAGUCCAUUCGGAGAGUCGUCGCGUUGAGGGAUGUUUUGGCCAUUGACCUGAUUGAUGAUUACCCAGAAUUUCUGAGUCCACCAGACAGAGAAACCAACCAACAUAUUCGUAUCAUUUAUUCUUCAACUGUUUUGAGAAAGGAGCGUGAAAAAUCAAAAGGUUUCAGGAAGUUAUUUCCAUUUCAUCAUACAAGUGCUAACCACAGAAAAGUGGAAAAAGUGAAUAAUGGCCAUGUCUUCUGGAGAAACAAAGAAUCCAGAAAUCUGAAUGAAUCCUCUCCCAGGUACCUCCAAGAAAGCACACCGCACAAGGAAUCAACUCUCUGCCCUCCUUCAGAUCUCAAGAAGCUGAACCUUCACAGACAAAGUACCCUUCGACCUUUACCUAUUCCCUCCAGUAGGAGUUGUCAGUCCACUUCAGUUACAGGCAAAGCUGUCAUUGAACCAUCUUCCACAAUAAACACAAAAGAAUCCAAAGGACUUUUAGAUCACAAAGACUCUCCAAGUGAAAAUCCUUUCAAGGACAGUGGCAACCGAAAUGAGUUUUACUUAGGAAAUUACUCUCUGGCCUCCCCUUUACAGAGCAACAAAAGCCUAGAGAAAAAGGAAUCAGAGCUUCAUUUAUACAUUAUUUCCACAACAUCAUCAAUAUUUCUGCACUUAAAAAGUUCAUGGAACAACUAUAUUAUAAAAGCUACUCUUUCACAAGAUCCUCUGUAUGGUAGUGAGCUGAGUUCUGCUAUUGGAAGUCAGAAGCCAUAUAGAUCUGAGGAGAAAAUUAAGCACUUCAGUCAACUUAAAUCUGAACUCUUUCUUAAAGACAAUACUUUGGGGAAGAUACUUUGUUUAAUUGCGGAACUUAAAGUAGCAGCCCAGAAAAACUUCAUACUGAAAAAGCUUUUCUGGAAAACCAGUGACCUCUUCUAUUUUCUAGUGAACAAACUUCAUGAGUAUUUGCCAGAGUCGAGGGACAAGAAUGCACGUCAAAAUAAAAGCCAAAGGGCUGAUGAGCUGGUGGCAUGCAUUGAAAUUAUACAGACUCUUGGACUGAUGUUCAGAGAAACAGAAACUGAGUCAUCACGCCUGAAAACAUUGGCAGCUAAGAAGGGAACACUAUAUAAUCUCUUGGUAAUUUUAAUUAGCAAGCCUCAGAUUCCAAAGUCUGGUCCUGUGUUUGAUACCCAGUUGGUGACUGAUUCAGCUGUAGUUGAGAUGUCUUUUGAUGCUAAGUUACAGAAGCUUAUCCUGGAAUAUACAGAUACAGCUACAGCACUUUUAUAUGAGCUACUUCUUGUCUUUCAGCAGGGAAAUCUUGGAUUGGGAUCGAAAUUUGCAAUUAGCUGGAUGAUGUCCUUUCUACAGAGUUGCCCUCCCAUAAUUACGUUUGUGGCCAGUAUAGUGAAACAAAUGGUGAAAGGACUUUCAGCCUCAUUUCAGCUGCUAACUCCUGGUCAAGCAGUUCUAUUGUACCAGCAGUUUUACAUUCUCAAGAGCUGCCUACAGUACAGCAAGACUCUAGCUGAGUAUAUCAGAAAUGACUACAGAGAAGAAUUCAGGUACUUUAUUCAUAUGUCAGCCUUGGAAAAAAGACUCCCAUUGUGCUACCCGAUUACUCAACCUACCACGCAACUGUUUUAUGAAGUCCUUAAAUUGGUUGAACAGAAUGUGUGAAAUGUUAAUAAGAAUAUAACAUGUUAAUCUGUAAUCAACUUAUAAUAUGUGUGAGAAACAUUUUCAAUUUAUUUAACAUUUGGCUGUCCCUAUGUCCUGUAAACAAAUACUUUGAGUGUUCCACUAACACCACUUUAGGAGAAGCCCUUAAAGUUUAUUAUUUACACAAAAAGAAGCUGUUGUAAAUAAACUGACAUAUAUCAUCUGGUGCUAAAACUUUUCUGGUAAAAGUUUCUAGAAACAUAAGAAACUCAGGCCAA